Molecule: messenger RNA, 711 nt
Organism: Raphanus sativus (radish)
Lineage: Eukaryota; Viridiplantae; Streptophyta; Magnoliopsida; Brassicales; Brassicaceae
Product: DNA replication complex GINS protein PSF2-like
Biological process (GO): double-strand break repair via break-induced replication; DNA replication
Cellular component (GO): nucleus; GINS complex
Source: RefSeq, a predicted model, not a curated record
ACGCGACGCCAGCGCUCGUCUUUUCUCUUUCAGGAAUCACACGAAACCUUAACACAGGUGGAGAAACUGGGAUUUUCUUGAGAUAUAUCCAUGGCGACCCAGACUGAUCCUCAUAUCUCGCUCUUUUCUCCUCAAGAGGUUGAGUCUAUGGCAGAGGACGAACUGGUGGAGAUUGUUCCCAAUAUGAACAUGGAGCCGCUCAAUUUCAUCGCUUUAAUUUUUUGAACCGAUGGUGACAGGGGGGAUUUUGGUCGGUUCGUUCCUCAGAUUCCUACACAAGUGCCUCUGUGGCUUGCAGUGGCUCUGAAGCGGAGAGGCAAAUGCACUUUCAGUUUCAGGCCACCACAGUGGUUGUCUGUUGGUAAGAGAAACACUGCAUAUUUUGCAGAUAAUUUUUUUUUUUUUGAAGGCUUAAGCUCUAACUUGGAAGCAGAACGGGAACCUCAGUCAAAAUUUCAGGCAUUCCAUUUAUUUGGUUAUGUGGAGAUUGCUAGACUGCUUUUUGAUUAUGCACGUGAUGAUAUUCCAGACAUGUAUAUGGUUAAAUUUCAUCUUGUUCUGCUCUUUUUGGUAUUAAGCAUCUUUGCGAUGGAACCCAUAUUGUUUCAUUUCAACAAGUAUAAAGCAACACCCAAUGUGGAGUCAAGGGCUUGUACUAAAGCAGUAAACAUGCUGAUUAUUAAAGACACGAACCAACUCAUGUUGUAUUAG